Echinops telfairi (small Madagascar hedgehog) is the source of this 2676-nucleotide messenger RNA. It is a transcript of the gene CWF19L1, whose product is annotated as CWF19 like cell cycle control factor 1. The transcript has 14 exons. The coding region runs from base 51 to 1589 and encodes 512 amino acids. The record is from RefSeq and is a predicted model, not a curated record. Gene Ontology annotation, molecular function: RNA lariat debranching enzyme activator activity. Gene Ontology annotation, cellular component: post-mRNA release spliceosomal complex. NCBI's taxonomy places the organism in Eukaryota, Metazoa, Chordata, Mammalia, Afrosoricida, Tenrecidae. Gene Ontology annotation, biological process: mRNA splicing, via spliceosome.
GUUCCGCUUCCGAAUGUUCAGUGCCUGUCAGCGCUCAGCUUCCUGGGACCAUGGCUCAGAAACCGCUGCGCCUCUUGGCUUGUGGAGAUGUUGACGGGAAGUUUGAUGUUUUAUUCAAUAGAGUUCGAGCAAUUCGGAAGAAAAGUGGAAACUUUGAUCUGCUAUUGUGUGUAGGAAACUUCUUCGGGCCCACCCCAAGUGCUGAAUGGGAGGAAUAUAAGACCGGCAUCAGAAAAGCUCCUAUUCACACAUAUGUGCUGGGUGCAAAUGACCAGGAAACAGUAAAAUAUUUUGAAGAUGCCAAUGGGUGUGAAUUAGCAGAGAACAUUACUUAUCUGGGCCGUAAAGGUGUCUUCACUGGAGCCUCGGGGCUGCAGGUGGUAUACCUCAGUGGGACAGAGUCCCUCAGUGAGCCAGUCCCGGGUUACAGCUUCAGUCCCAAGGACGUGUCUUCCCUGAGGACUAUGCUGUGCUCAGGAUCUCAGUUUAAGGGCGUUGACAUCUUGCUUACAUCCCCAUGGCCCAAGUAUGUGGGGCACUUUGGGAAUUCUUCUGGAGAAGUGGAUACUAAGACAUGCGGCUCUGCUCUGGUUUCCAGUCUUGCCACUGACUUGAAACCAAGAUAUCAUUUUGCCGCUUUGGAAAAGACGUAUUAUGAGAGGCUUCCAUACCGAAACCACAUUGUACUACAGGAAAAUGCACAACAUGCCACCCGGUUCAUUGCGCUGGCAAAUGUUGGAAACCCAGACAAGAAAAAGUACCUUUACGCGUUCAGUAUUACUCCCAUGAAGCUGAUGGGAGCAGCGGACCUGGUGAAGCAGCCUCCAGAUGUCACGGAAAACCCGUACAGAAAGUCUGGGAAGGAUUCAGCCGGGGGAAAGCAGAUUCCUGCCCCCGAGGAAGAAUCCCCCUGCCAGUUCUUCUUUGACUUGAAUGAAAAGCAGGGAAGAAAGCGCUCCUCUACAGGCAGAGAGAUCAAGUCGUCCCCACACACAAAGCAGCCUCGCAAACCUCCUCAGCCUCCAGGACCCUGCUGGUUUUGUCUGGCCAGCCCCGAAGUAGAAAAGCAUUUGGUGGUCAACGUGGGUACACAUUGCUACCUGGCUCUGGCCAAAGGAGGCCUGUGUGAUGACCAUGUCCUAAUCCUGCCCAUUGGCCACUACCAGUCAGUGGUGGAGCUUUCGACAGAGGUGGUAGAAGAAGUGGAGAAAUAUAAGGCUACUCUGAGGCGCUUCUUCAGGAGUCGGGGGAAACGGUGUGUUUUAUUUGAGAGAAAUUACAAGAGCCAUCACCUCCAGCUGCAGGUCAUUCCUGUGCCACUGAGCUGCUGUGCUACUGAUGACAUUAAAGAUGCCUUCAUUUCCCAGGCUCAGGAGCAACAGAUAGAGCUGUUAGAAAUUCCGGAGCAUUCCGACAUCAAGCAGAUUGCACAGCCAGGAGCAGCUUACUUUUAUGUUGAACUUGAUACAGGAGCGAAGCUCUUCCACAGAAUUAAAAGGCAUUUUCCUUUGCAGUUUGGAAGAUCCAAGUUCUUAAGAGGAGAGACAGAGGAAUUCCAAGUCAGAGUGGGCAUGACACUAAGUACCUGAGUGUAGCAGGCCCUCAGCAAACUCAAGAUGUAUUCGGGAUGUCAAAACUAGAGUUUCAGGCAGACUGUCGUCACAGCUACUAUGCACUCUGUUAACUACACUUCUCACAAAGUCUUGUAAGGUAGGUCAUAUCCUUCUGUGUGCUGAGUUCCACAGCCUUGAAUUCAGUGGCUUCAUUGAACUGCAGAUUUGAAAUACUCUGGCGAAGAAAAAGCACAUAACUGGUCAAAGCAGUUCCUCAAAGGCCAAGAGCAUUUACACUGUAAUUGGGAUUAUAAGCAAUCUAACUGAAAACACAUGGCCAUUGAGUUGAUUCCAACUCAUAGUGAUUUUAUAGAUUUUAUCUUGCUAGUGGAUAUGAACCUACUAUGCCACUUGCUAGUGGAUUACCCACUAUGCCACUGGGGCUCCUGGAUAAGUAAUCUGGAGAUUAUUUAAAGUAUACAGGAGGGUCUGCAUAGGUUAUAUAUAAAUGUGGUGGCAUUCUAUGUAAGGGACUUGAGCACUGGAGGAUUUUGAUGACCAACAGGCUCCUGGAACCAGUCCCCCUCAGAUCCAAGGGAUCACUGUAUUCUCAUUUCAUAGACCAAGAAAUCAAGACUCAUCGAUGAAGUAAUUUGUUCAAGUCAGAGAGAAGGCUGAGCCAGGAGUGGAUUCCAUCUCUGAUCUUUCUGACUCUAAGGCUUACCCUCUCUCUACUCUGCCAUGUUGUUUCUCUUAAGUGCCAAUGGCAUCAUUUCAAGUUAUGUAUAUAUUGAUGUAUAAGCCGAGUUUUUCAGCACAUUUUUCAUGAAGUUUUUGUGGUAAACUUAGGUGCCUCGGAUGAUAUUCGGGUCAGCUUACACUCUAGUAUAUACGGUAUUUACGAUGAAGAGAAGCUAACCAACAGGAUUUGAGGCAUUAGGAGAGAGAGAAGCUGAGCUGGUCAUGUAAAAUGAGUGGUUUGAGGGUCAGGAUGAUGGCAGCAGUGGCACUUGGGAGGAGAAGAGUAUAAGCAAAGUCUGGGAUGCACGAAUGUUCUUUGGAUGAUGACAAGGUUAGCCUCUGUUUGGAGAGGAACAGAAGGAGGAGGGGGUUGGGGGUGUCC